This is a messenger RNA of Phymastichus coffea, 1342 nucleotides long. Its product is annotated as multiple coagulation factor deficiency protein 2 homolog. Gene Ontology annotation, molecular function: calcium ion binding. The coding region runs from base 417 to 1100 and encodes 227 amino acids. The record is from RefSeq and is a predicted model, not a curated record. The transcript has 5 exons. Lineage: Eukaryota; Metazoa; Arthropoda; Insecta; Hymenoptera; Eulophidae.
GCAUUGCUCGGUACGGGACUUAGGCCUCUCGAUGCUCGAGUCUAUCAACAACGUUAUUAUGUGUCAGAAUUCGUAUCGUUUUGAAAGUGUCAGAGUCGUUUUGCAAUCGGUUUAUACAGGAUACACGUCAAGUCUAACUCUCAUAGCAUGAAGACUAUAAAAUCUCCAUGAAUCGUACUUACAAGCACGACCAUACUGUUCACAAAUUUAAAAAAAAAUUAUCGCGGACGGCAAACGAAAGUUAUAAUACCUUGAAAUAACUUUAUCUUUUCAGUUUUAAAUAUUAUUAAAACUUUCAAUAUCAUCAGAUAUAACAUUUAUCACAAAUAAAUCUUUAUGAAUGUUUCAUAUCAUUUUAUGAGUAGACAGUUGUCCAUGCUGGAUUUUUGUUAUUUUUAUAAAAUAUUUUAUAAAAGAUGAACUGGAUUUUUAUAUUUUUUAUGAUUCUUCAUUGUAAGUGCAAUGGUCUUGCAUCUCAAGAUCGAGUUCCACCUGGAGUGCCACCACAACAUUAUCAACAGCCUUCUUUGCCUAAUCACCAUGGCUCAAACUUUCAACACAGUCCUCAAUAUCAAAUGCCUCAAUAUCAAGCACCUCAGCAGCAGCAAAUACUACCUAACCAGCAACAAAUGCCAAUAACUUCGCAAGCCCAAUAUAUACCUGAUAUGUCUAACGUACAUCAACCCAUAAACCAACAAAUUCCUGAAGUCCAUAACCAUGGACAUCAUAUGCAGUCACAACAUAUACUUAAUACGGCAAAUAUUGCUGAGGAGAAAGCUCAUAUCGCAGAACAUCUAGAUAUACCAAUGGAUACAAAUAAAAUGUCUGAACAAGAACUACAAUUUCAUUACUUUAAAAUGCAUGAUGCUGAUAAUAACAAUAAAUUAGAUGGUUGCGAACUUAUUAAAUCCUUAAUACAUUGGCAUGAAGGUAACAAAGAAGGCACCAAUAAGGAAAAAAAAAUUUUUAAAGAUGAAGAAUUAUCUGCAUUAAUCGAUCCCAUUCUCGCAAUGGAUGACACCAAUAAUGAUGGUUUCAUAGAUUAUCCUGAAUUCAUUCAGGCUCAACAAAAAGCAGCAUCUACCACAGCUGGUCAAUAAAAUAGUUUCUAGAUUUUCACUGACUUUCCAUUACUCUAAUAUUUUGUUAUUUAAAUAGAACAUAUACUUAUAAUAAAUAUUUUAUAAUAAAAUCAGGUAUAUUUUCAAAAUUCAUUAUUAGAUAAGAAAGCAGUAAAAUUAUAAGAACACAACUGUUAUAAAAAAAAUGUACAAAUCACAACUAUAAAAUAAAUUUAACCAGCUUAUUUAUAUAGGCUAAGAAUAAAUCUAUUCUAUUGGUU